Suillus clintonianus is the source of this 2267-nucleotide messenger RNA. RefSeq names its product carbohydrate-binding module family 43 protein/Glycoside hydrolase family 72 protein. Lineage: Eukaryota; Fungi; Basidiomycota; Agaricomycetes; Boletales; Suillaceae. Gene Ontology annotation, cellular component: cytoplasm; fungal-type cell wall. The transcript is spliced from 7 exons. The coding region runs from base 446 to 2125 and encodes 559 amino acids. Gene Ontology annotation, biological process: fungal-type cell wall (1->3)-beta-D-glucan biosynthetic process. The record is from RefSeq and is a predicted model, not a curated record. Gene Ontology annotation, molecular function: 1,3-beta-glucanosyltransferase activity.
CGAGGUACGCGUAUCUCUCAACCUUCAGGUACAGGUUGCCAAACAGUUUCUCAAUGAUUGAUAGGCUCAUACCAGUGCAGGUUUCCCGGCCGACUUGAUGAUAGUGAUCAUUCGACGACGUCAAAAAUUGCUCAACGUUGCACUCUGUGACGUGUGCAUGACGAACAGCUCCAGGCCUGUCUGAAUAUUUGAAUCGAUCAGUGCAAUGAUGCUCAGGCCUCAGGGUCUCUGCGAAUCCACCGUCCAAAUGUGGGUAUGACUAAUCCAGAACAACAAAACAUCUUCCGUGUCUUCCCAGGUCAACAAGUUUACCCCGCCAGUCAAAAUUAAACUUGCAGUACAUACCACGACAACCACACGUUCCCUCCUUUAAAACCAGUCACGGCAUUCACAGCCAUCUACUUCACUUCUUCAUCCCGUUUCCAAAAUCUCUGAGUGAGAUAUCAUGCGAGCGAGUUCACGCUUCGCAGCUGGCCUUGCUUUGGCAGGUUCUUUUUUGACUGGCGUUGACGCCGCUAUUCAGACAGUCACUCGCAAUGGAAGAUACCUCUAUACUGCGGACGGAAACAGGUUUUAUAUCAAAGGUGUAGCCUACCAGGAGCAAGGUGCUGUGGUCGCGAGCGCAAGCAAUCCCUUUCUCGAACCAUCCACUUUCAUCGAUCCCUUGGCCGACGGCACUGCAUGCACCCGUGAUCUUCCUUACCUGCAGCAGCUUGGUGUCAAUACCAUCCGUGCUUAUAGCGUUAACUCAUCGCUGAACCAUGACUCUUGCAUGCAAACGUUCAGUAACGCUGGUAUUUAUACCAUCAUCGAUCUUUCUCUACCCGGGAAUGGUUCGAUGGACCGGAACGCGCCGACCUGGACCACCAAUCUACUUGAUUUAUACAUCGAGACUAUCAAUGUCUUCUCAAAAUUUAACAAUGUUUUGGCUUACAAUGUUGGAAACGAAGUAAUCAUUCAACCUAACGGUACCGCUGCCGCUACCUUCGUCAAGGCUGCUGCUCGUGAUGUGAAAGCAUACCUUAAUUCUAUCAAGUCUAGCGCGCUCGUUGGGUACGCGUCCAUCGAUGGAGAUGCUACAUGGCUUGAUCCUCUGGCCAACUACUUGUCCUGUGAUCCUUCUGGUUCAAACUCCGGUGCAGCUGCCAUCGAUCUAUUCGGGUUGAACAACUAUGAAUGGUGUGGAAACUCAACCUUCGAGGCUUCUUAUGCCGGCACAGAGGGCAACUUUGCAGGUUACAAUGUUGCAGCCUACUUCAGUGAAUACGGGUGCAUUACUUCUCCCCCUCGUCUGUGGACAGAAGUCGGAGCGCUUUUUAGCUCGCAGAUGUCUCCCGUUUGGUCCGGUGGUGUCGCAUUCUCCUACUUCCCAGCUACGAGUGUUCAGGGACAGUUCGGUAUGGUUACGAUCUCAACUGAUGGAAGCACUGUCACUCCAAGCAGCGAUUUCACCAACCUACAAACUCAGUAUGCCGCUGCGUCGCCACCUAAUUCGCCUUCGCAGAGCGCUGCGGGCACUACCAGCUACCCCUCGUGCCCUCAGCAGAACUCAACUUGGCUUGCCUCCAACACUCUUCCCCCCACGCCCAACUUUGCUGCUUGCCAGUGUCUCGAAAAUAAUCUCAGCUGCCAGUUCACUCCUACGACCAGCAACUACACGGCAAUCGUUGGAUCGUUGCUAAAUUACGCGUGCAGCCUUAUCGGGCAGGCCGGUGGAACGUGCGCCGCAAUUUCUUCCGACGGGACAACAGGAACAUACGGUGCGGUAUCUGAGUGCGACCCCACCAUAAUGUUGUCCUAUGUGAUGAGCGAGUACUACAUAGCAAACGGGGCCAACGCUCAAUCGUGUAGCUUCGGUGGGAACGGAACCGUCAACAGCAAGGCACCAUCCAGCGCCAGCGCUGCCAAUGCCGCGGCAACGUCCUGUCUCGCGAGUGCUACGGGCGCAUCCGUCCCCACUCUCCCUGCGGAUGCCCCGAGUGCCACUGUGACAACUUCGAGUUCGGGUAGCGGAAGUGGUUCAUCUAACGCCGCAUCAGUUGUUCUCGCUGAUGCCAGGACCCUAAUGGGCAUGGGAGUCCUUGUUGCAGCUGGUAUCGCUAGUGGACUCUGGACCAUAGCUUGAGCUAAUGAUGUGAUGGACUUUCGUAUUUAUGGAUGAUUUUUCUGGAGUACCGUAUAUCCAUUGGUAUACUACACACACUAAUAUUGUAGAUUUACAUUCUGAAACACAUUCCUUCGCCGUACCCAGCUGCAGCAUAUUUGAA